CGGCGUGCACCCACCAUCAGAGGCAGAGCGUGCGGGCUUCUUCUCCUAGCAUGAGUUGAGCCUCUUAAUAAUUUUCUCCGAAAAGGCGUGCUUUAAUUUCCUCUGAGAUUGAGCUCAGCAGUACAUCUCCAGGUUUUUCUUCUGCCAGCAGCCAUGGGUUCAGGACUCUUCAAGCCUCGUGUUCAUCCGGACCUCCGUGAUGUUUUCUCUAAGAUGUCUUUCUUUGACAAGAUUGGCUUUCUAUUCAUUCAUGCAUUUGACAAGAGAAACCUGUGGCACAAGGUGCCUGUUCCGAUCGGUUUGCUCUACCUGAACACCCGCCGGACCCUGCUCGAAAAAUACAACCUGCUAGCUGUUGGGAGGAGUUCUCACGGUGCUCUGUUUGAUCCCAAGGAGUUCCUGUACCGCACCGAGGAUGGCAAGUACAACGACCCCCAUAAUGCUGAGGCUGGUAGCCAAAACACCUUUUUUGGGAGAAACAUGGAGCCGGUUGAUCAACAGGAUGAGUUGAUGAGCCCAGAUCCAUUUGUUGUGGCGACAAAGCUGUUAGCCAGGAGAGAAUACAAGGACACAGGGAAACAGUUCAAUAUACUAGCAGCUGCAUGGAUACAGUUCAUGGUUCAUGACUGGAUGGAUCAUAUGGAGGAUACCGGACAGAUUGGAAUCACAGCUCCAAAAGAAGUGGCCAAUGAGUGCCCACUCAAAUCGUUCAAGUUCCACCCCACAAAAGAACUGCCUACGAAUUCUGAUGGAAUAAAGAUUGGUCACUACAAUAUCCGCACAGCUUGGUGGGAUGGGAGUGCAGUAUAUGGUAAUAAUGAGGAAAGGGCAGAAAAGCUCAGGACUUAUGUUGAUGGAAAACUAGUGAUCGGAGAUGACGGUCUUCUUUUGCAUAAGGAGAACGGUGUGGCAUUAUCCGGCGACAUUCGCAACAGUUGGGCUGGUGUUUCGAUCUUACAAGCUCUUUUUGUUAAGGAACACAAUGCAGUUUGUGAUGCAAUAAAGGAAGAACAUCCCAACCUAUCAGACGAAGAAUUAUAUCGGUAUGCCAAAUUGGUCACUUCUGCUGUUAUUGCAAAGGUUCACACUAUUGAUUGGACUGUCGAGCUUCUCAAGACAAAAACCAUGAGAGCUGCAAUGCGCGCAAAUUGGUAUGGAUUAUUGGGUAAGAAAAUAAAAGACACAUUUGGUCACAUAGGAGGACCGAUAUUAGGUGGGCUUGUGGGACUGAAGAAGCCGAACAACCAUGGCGUACCUUAUUCUUUGACUGAAGAGUUUACCAGUGUUUACAGAAUGCACUCCCUAAUACCAAGCACUCUCAAGCUCAGGGAUCCGACAGGGCAACCCGAUGCAAAUAAUUCCCCACCAUGCCUGGAAGACAUCGAUAUUGGAGAGAUGAUUGGUCUCAAGGGGGAAGAACAGCUAUCAAAAAUAGGGUUUGAAAAACAAGCAUUAUCAAUGGGAUAUCAAGCUUGUGGUGCACUUGAACUAUGGAACUAUCCAAGUUUCUUCAGGAACCUCAUUCCACAAAAUUUGGAUGGUACCAAUCGAUCUGACAGAAUCGACCUUGCUGCCCUAGAAGUAUACCGAGACAGGGAGAGAAGUGUACCAAGGUACAAUGAGUUCAGGAGGAGACUAUUUCUGAUUCCAAUAAAAAGCUGGGAGGAUCUGACAAGUGACAAGGAUGCAAUUGAAACCAUAAGAGCAAUAUACGGAGAUGAUGUAGAGAAAUUGGAUCUUCUUGUUGGUCUUAUGGCAGAGAAAAAAAUCAAGGGAUUUGCCAUAAGCGAAACAGCAUUCAACAUUUUCAUUUUAAUGGCAUCAAGGAGGCUCGAAGCAGAUCGAUUUUUUACAAGCAAUUUCAAUGAGGAAACAUACACCAAGAAGGGGAUGCAAUGGGUCAAAACAACAGAAGGCCUACGAGAUGUGAUCAACCGGCACUACCCUGAAAUCACUGCCAAGUGGAUGAAGUCCUCUAGUGCUUUCUCUGUGUGGGAUGCAGACUACUAGUGCAAAAAUUAAAGGCCCCCUGCCAUAUUAUUUGGCAAGUUCUAUGAAAUAUUAUUUGUUUACAGAAUUAUGGUGUUUGUUCAGUGUAAAUAUAGUUAAAUAUGUCAGUGUAAUAUAUGUAAUAGGAUUCAUCGCACGACACAAGUUGUAUGCUCAUUUGUUUACAAUUUAUUGCACAUUAUUAUUUGUUCAUUGUAAUUAAAUAUGGCUGGGAAAAUAAGUAGGAGGAGACCAUAUAACAUCUUCCUACAAUCUUCUGUUUGAUUACAUCUUUCUUUUCUUUCUUUUGGUUUUGGUUACAGUGUAUACUUGUACAUCUACUUAUACCAAUUAAAGAAAUCUUGGGCUUGAUCGUCA
Oryza sativa Japonica Group (Japanese rice) is the source of this 2367-nucleotide messenger RNA. RefSeq names its product alpha-dioxygenase PIOX-like. The record is from RefSeq and is a predicted model, not a curated record. Gene Ontology annotation, biological process: response to oxidative stress. Lineage: Eukaryota; Viridiplantae; Streptophyta; Magnoliopsida; Poales; Poaceae. Gene Ontology annotation, molecular function: oxidoreductase activity, acting on single donors with incorporation of molecular oxygen, incorporation of two atoms of oxygen; heme binding; peroxidase activity.